This is a messenger RNA of Pieris brassicae (large cabbage white), 1179 nucleotides long. It is a transcript of the gene NGR-B4, whose product is annotated as calcitonin gene-related peptide type 1 receptor-like. The record is from RefSeq and is a predicted model, not a curated record. Gene Ontology annotation, cellular component: plasma membrane. NCBI's taxonomy places the organism in Eukaryota, Metazoa, Arthropoda, Insecta, Lepidoptera, Pieridae. The coding region runs from base 1 to 918 and encodes 305 amino acids. Gene Ontology annotation, biological process: adenylate cyclase-modulating G protein-coupled receptor signaling pathway; cell surface receptor signaling pathway. The transcript is spliced from 10 exons. Gene Ontology annotation, molecular function: G protein-coupled peptide receptor activity.
AUGGAGUCCACGAUACGGGACAAAGUCAGUCACAUGUACAUGUGCGGUUAUGGUUUCUCAUCGUUCAUCUUGGUCUUGACGCUUUUCAUCUUUUUAUUCUUUCGCAGGAACGUUCAUUGCUCUCGAGUCAGGGUCCAUGUGAACCUUUACCUUGCUGUUAUCUUCAGUAACAUCAUGUUUAUGACAUGGUAUGUUACUGUGAUCAAGGAUACCGUUGUCAUCUUGUUUAAUCCGAUAUGGUGCCAGGUAAUGCACGUCCUCACUUAUUACUCUAUCGUGUCGAGCCACUUCUGGAUGUUUGGCGAGGGACUACACCUGUACCUUGCGGUAGCUUUCGUGUACUCCAGGUCUAAGGACUCAUUGCUGCUGUUCAUUGGCAUUGGCUGGGUGUCUCCCGUUCUGAUUUUGGCUGUCUACUCUGCUUUGCGCAUUUUCUACCUGCACGACACCGAAAACUGCUGGACCGCAGACAGCAAUGCCUUCUACAUCAUCACCGUGUUCGUGUUUGGAGCUCUCUUAAUUUCGUCAUUCCUUUUGCUGAACGUGGUCUGCAUUUUAUUCCAAAUGGCUAGACGUUUCCCUCGCCACAACAGGAUGAUUGCAAUGAUCAAAGCUACCAAAGCUGCACUCGUGUUGACUCCACUGUUCGCGUUGCACUUCUAUCUGAUUCCGAUGCACCUUUCGCGCCAGAAUGCUCUCCAAACAACAUACCAGAUUUUGUCCGCUGUCGUUGUUACUCUACAGGGCCUGAGCUUGGCAAUAACUUUUUGCUUCACCAACCAGGAUGUUAUCGCAUCUUUCCGCCAGUUGUUCAAACGUCGCCAACCGGAGAACGAAGUUAACAUUGCUAUGACCGAUAUGAGUGGUGCGCAUGUGCCCCAGCAGGUUACUAUGCUGCAACGCGAUGUACCUAUCUAAAUAGCUUUCAUUCGAACCGAAUAUCCAUCACACCUGGCUUUACAUCGUGGACGCUUCGCAUCAUUAGGAAAUAAUAUGAAGCAAAUAAAAAAAUCUCUGAUAGUAUUCGUGUUAAACGUAAAACAAACUCUAAUCUAAUUAAUGAGAUGGUUAAAAGGUUGAUAAUAGUUUUCGAAAAUUUUACUGGCUAGUCUAGGAUUGUUCUAUUGAUUAGAUGAGAAUUUGUAAUACGUGAUACAUCGGUAUUACAAAAAAAAAACU